Molecule: messenger RNA, 2209 nt
Organism: Durusdinium trenchii
Lineage: Eukaryota; Dinophyceae; Suessiales; Symbiodiniaceae
Source: the annotation of a GenBank genome assembly
AGGUUGCAGCAAAAGCUGGUGACACGGAUGCUGCAGAAGCGGCUAUGGAGAAAAUUUUGGCAAGCGGAGCAAAGCCCAGCUUGGUCUGCUACGGAUCUCUGAUCUCAGCCUUCGCCAAGGCUGGACACGUGAAGCGAGCUGAAUAUUGGCUUGAGGCAUUGGAAGCUUCAAAUGUUGGAAGUCCCAACGGCAUUUGCUUGAAUAUGUUGAUCAGCGCCUGUGCGAAGUCAAACGCAGUGGACCGCGCAGAGUAUUGGCUCGUGAAAAUGCCUUCAUUGGGUUUGACUCCUGAUGUUAUGAGCUACAAUGCUGUCAUUGACGCCUGUGCCCGCAUCGGAGACGUCACACGUGCAGAAGGUUGGCUUGACAAGAUGAAGGCUGCUGGGACAGCACCAAAUGUUGUCAGUUAUAGCUCUGUUCUCCAUGCCUGCGCGCGCAGCUGUGAUGCAAGUCUGGCAGAGCGUUGGUUGACAAGGAUGGAGAAGGAGGGUGCGGAGCCGAAUGCCAUUUGCUACAACUCAGUCAUCAACGCUUGGUGCAAGGAGGGCAACAUGCGCCGAGCUGCAUACUGGCUGAAGCAGAUGUCAGAGCGUGGCGUACAGCCAACAGUGAACAGCUACAGCACCAUAAUUGACAAGCUGGCAAAGGCUGGUGACAUUGAUGCUGCUGAAAGUUGGCUUGCGCGCAUGGCAGAGGCUGGAGUCGAAGCAGAUGCUGUGAGCUACAACAUGCUCUUCAGCGCUUGCAGCAAGACUGGGGAUUGUGCACGUGCAUCCAAGCUCUUCGAUGAGAUGAUGAAGCGCAAUGUUGUUCCGAACACAAUUUGCUUCAACUUGCUCAUCAACACUCACAGCCGCCAGGGCGAUGUUUCUGGAGUGCUUUGCAGACUGCGCCAAAUGCGGGAGCAAGGUAUUCAGGCUGACCGAGUUAGCUUCAACACCACCCUUAAAGCUUUUGCUCGCUGUUCAGAUCCAAAGGCUGCCGACCAACUGCUCGAAGAAAUGAACGCGGCUGGAAUGAAACCUGAUGUGUCUACCUACAAUGCGUUCAUUGCAGUGUGCAUGCGAGCAAAGGAUGCCAAGAAAGCGGAGUGCUGGCUGAACCGCAUGUCGAAGGCUGGUGUCAAGGCUCGCAGAAUCUGGGUGGCUGAGGCAGAUGCUGUGAGCUACUGUACAAUGAUUGAUGCGUUUGCGCAAAGUGGAGAGUUGCAUCGCGCUGAACAAUGGCUAGAGAAGAUGGAAGAAUCUGGACUCCAGGUUGGUUCUAGCACAUAUGGUCUCCUCAUGAAUGCAGUUGCAAAAAUGGGCGACAUCAGCAGAGUUGAACGAAUCUUCCAGCGUAUGGAGCAAGCAAACGUCGAGGUCAGCGGCUCCACAUAUAAUGCAUUGAUAUCUGCUUGUGCGAGGAAGGGAGACGUGGAUCGCGCAGAGUUUUGGCUGAAACGCAUGUUGAAAUCAACAACGCAGGCAGAUGUGGCGAGCUACUCUUCUGUGAUCCAUGCCUGUGCAAAAGCCAACGACCUCCUGCGGGCUGAAGCUUGGAUUGAGCAGAUGGAACAGGAUGGGGUGCAGGCCAAUGUUGUCACUUACAACAGUGCGAUCAAUGCCUGUGCCAGAUGUGGCGACGUUACGCGUGCUGAGCAUUGGUUUCACAAGAUGGUGAAACAGGGCUUUCAGCCUGGCGUUCUCACCUUCAACUCUUUGGUCAACGCAUGUGCGAAAGCAUUGGAUGUGGACCGCGCUGAGAAAUGGCUUCAGGACAUGCCAAACUUUGGCAUUCAGCCGGAUGACGUCACGUACAGCACCGUGAUCCAUGCGUGUGGCGCAGCCCAGGAACCUCAACGAGCUGACAACUGGAUGCGGACUAUGCUCUCCAAACUGUACGGCAAAGGAGACAAACCAAGCUCGUUUUGCUACAAUUCGCUGGCGCAAGCCUGGGUACGAGGUGGUGAUGUUGAUCGUGCCAUUCAUUGGCUGUCAGAAGCAGAGCGUCUCGGCGUAGAAGUAUCAAUGGCUAGCCUGAACAGCGUUGUAAGUGCGCUGACUCGUGCUCGCCGACAUGAAGAGGCAGAACUGUGGUCUGGAAAGGUCAACCGCAAUUCUGCAGCUCGGAAUCCUCGUGCUGACAAGCCUAGGCCACGUGCAACCAGACAUGAGCGCGGAGGCAAGGCUGAAUGAGUGGCCAGCUUGAACUGCGCUACACUUUUGUC